AUGUUCUCCAAGCUCGCUCUCUUCACCGCCGCCACCAUGGCCGUCUUCGUCGCCGCCGCCCCCGCUGGUGGCAUCGAGAACUCCUGCAACACUGGCCCCGUCCAAUGCUGCAACUCCGUGUAUGAGAAGGAGUCCAAAGAGGCCAACAUCCUCGCUGCCCUUGUUGGUGUCGUCGUUGGUCCUAUCACGGGCCUCGUCGGCGCUCAAUGCUCUCCCAUCACCGCCAUUGGCCUCGGUAGCGGCGCGUCCUGCGGGAGCCAGCCCGUCUGCUGCAGCAACAACAAAUUCAAUGGCCUCGUCGCCCUUGGCUGCUCGCCGAUCAACGUCAACGUCUGA
This is a messenger RNA of Cyclocybe aegerita, 336 nucleotides long. The record is from the annotation of a GenBank genome assembly. Lineage: Eukaryota; Fungi; Basidiomycota; Agaricomycetes; Agaricales; Hemipholiotaceae.